Molecule: messenger RNA, 4288 nt
Organism: Amphibalanus amphitrite
Lineage: Eukaryota; Metazoa; Arthropoda; Thecostraca; Balanomorpha; Balanidae
Product: FHF complex subunit HOOK interacting protein 1B-like
Exons: 8
Coding region: 82-2982 (966 amino acids)
Source: RefSeq, a predicted model, not a curated record
GGUCGAGUUGCAGCUGUUGUUUUUUCGGUUUUGGGUUUUCAUAAUGAAUGCAAGAUGGAUGGGGGCUAGAAGAGCAGCAGAAUGAGUGGCUGGCUGGCGCGCGGCUCCCAGCGCGGCGAGGCGCUCAUGUCCCGGUUCCGGGGUGCCUCGCCACUCAAGGACAAGGACCUGGAUGCUGUUGCCUGCUUUGAGAGCUUCCGCAUUCACUGGCAGCAGGCAUGGGAGAUGAUGCAGGCUCAUCAGGGUCCGGACGUCACCACUACCGACGACGUCAACUGCGUGCUCAACCACGUGGACCAGGUGUGCACGCUGCUCAUGUGGGACCUGAAGGACGCCGAGCAGGCGGCCGGUGCCGGCUCGGCCGCCGACGGCCUGCCGGACCCUUCCGCGCCGCGCCGACUGCGCAUCUUCGACCUGUUCCUCAGCGAGCGGGUGCUGGAGCGCCUGCUGGACUGGAGCGCGCUCUGCGGCCCGUUUGAAGAGCAGCUGCGCCUGGAGCAGCUGCGCAUCUACGAGCAGCUGCUGCGCCAGGCGGCGCCGGCGCUGCUGGUGCAGCGCGCCGUGCUGCGCCCGCUGACGUCGCUGCUGGCCGGCUGCCGCGCCGCCGAGCAGCCCGUGGAGCUGCACCGGCGGCUGGUGCUGGUGCUGGCGCAGCUGUGCGCCGCGCUGCACCGCCAGCCGCCGCUGCUCGACCUCUUUCUCGGGCUGGACGAGGACGGCCAGCCGACCAGUUUUGGCGUGUUCGCGAUGCUUGUUGACUUUGUGCACCGUGAUGGUGUGAUUGGACGCACUGACCGCGAGGCGCUGCUCCUGUGCAUGAGGCUGUCGCGAGAGAACCUCCAGCUGGCCCAGUAUAUCGUACAGCACUCCAACUUCUGUCCGGUGCUGGCCACCGGUUUGAGCGGUCUCUACUCUGUGCUACCACGGAAACUACUGGUAGUCACCGAGGACAGGUACCAGCUGCUGAGCGCCGAUUCCAAACAGGUGCCCGAGCUGCACAGCUUCGUCUGCUCGCUCGACUUCUGCAACUCUGUGCUGCAGGUGUGCCAUCCGCUGAUUGCCGAUCAGCUGUUGGACUACGUGUACCAGGGGUUUCUGGUGUCGGUCAUGGGACCGGCACUGCACCAGGGGGGCUCUGCCGCCGCAGCACAAGGCGCCUCCCCAGAUUCGAACUCGAUGGAGGAGAUAAUCACGGCCACGGCGUACCUGGACCUAUUUCUGCGCAGUAUCGACCAGCCGGGACUGGUGCGCACCUUUCUGCGGCUGAUCCUGGCGCACCGCUACGAGGAGCGGCGCAUCAUCGACACCCUGGUGCAGCGCAUCGCAGCCACCUCCAAGUUGUGCGUGGUGACGCUCUCGCUUCUCCACACCCUGCUGGAUUUGAACUGUGAGGACGUGAUGCUGGAGCUGGUGUUCCGCCACCUGCUGCCCUGCACUCACGUCAUGGUCUCUCAGCGGACCCGCGUCAGGGAGCCCGACCAACACGGUGGGACGGCCCGCAAACUGCUCGAGCUCGUACCGGCCUGUUGUGGCCCGCCGCCCGGCGCCACACGGCCCUCGGAGGUGGGUAAAGGUGACGGCAGUAAUGGAAGACAGCAGCUCAGCCAGUCCUCUUCGGCACCUCCGGCCGGAGGAGCGGCAACGACUCCAGCGGCGGCACCCGGUGGGAAGCAGUCAGCAAGACAACCUUCAAAACAGCCACAGAAGAAGGCGUCCAAACAGUCGUCCAGCCCCGCUCAGCCUCCGUCUUUGACGGUGGACGGCGCCGCGGAAUCGACCGCCUCCCCUGCUCCAGUCGAGUUCGCGCUACAGUCGCACAUGAGCGAGUUCUUCGAGUAUACCAUGGACGCUCGGGCGGGCGUGCGCGCGUGCAGACGCGGCUGUGCGGGCUGGACGCACGCGUAUGAUGGUGUGCACCCGUCCCCCACCGAUGCGUACCGAAUGCUGCGAGCGGGAGACUCACCUCCGCCGCCCUCUGCGGAAAGGAACGGGGAACACCCACCCGAGCCCACAGUGGACGAGACGGGCUCGAUCGGGGAGAGCAGUGGCUACCAGAGUUUCAACCCGCGCCUGUCACCGUCGCCGCCCCCCGGCGCGCCCGAAGAUGCGCUGUUCUGGGCUCUGGUGGAGCGCGUGCCGACGCCGGAAGAACUGCCCACCCUGGAGACGAGUUGUGCGGAGCUGGAUGAGGCCCUGGCCAGUUUGGGUGUGAUACCGACAUCUGAGGAGAUGAACGGGGACGAGGUGGCUGUAGAAGGACGUCCUCCGCUUCCACUGCCGCUCCAGCUAGUGCCCGAAGACGGCGAGCAGGUGCGAGAAACCCCUCAGAGUCCGACCGAGAUGUUUGGUCUGACACCUAGCAUGGGCCCGUUCCUGGACUUGCUGCUGACUAGGUUGGAGGAGGCGACCACCAACGGCCUCCAGUUGAACCUACAGUUGAUGACGGUGCUCACAAGGCUCAGUCUCUACCCCCAGCCACUACUCAGGUCGUGUCUUCUGGACCAGUCGAUAGUGCUACAGCCCAGCGUUCGCUCGCUGCUGCAGACGCUCGGAAAGCUCAAGCACCGGAUCGACGUGGCGACGGCAGCGCUGCCACAGCUCUCUGAGCUCGUGCGAUGGGCUCGGGCCCGGCUAGCCGCGCGUGAGGAGCAGCCGGUGGCCGGUUCUGCUCCCCCCGCUCCGGCGACGAAGUCUGAGCCGCGCCGACUGAGUCUGAACUCUGUGGCGUCCAUGCUGCGACGCUCGUUGGGUGGCUCUGGCGGGGGCGGGGGCGGUGGAGAGCGACCCCUCGAGCCGACCGCUGACGGGUUCCGGUACACCCCUCGGCCGGCCUCGAGCGGCAGCCGGCCGGCGGCGGAGGAUGGCGCUGCGCGUCGGCUCGUCACGGCCGCUGUGCUGUUGGAACAGUGGCUGCUCGAACUGGCCGCCGUCUCGCAGGAGCACGCCGUCGCCUGUGAGUACUGGGAGUUCAGCUGCUUCUGACCGAACUCUUAGUACCCUCGCAGUCGGUGAAAUGACACUGGAGUUGUGAGUAGGCGAAGGUGAGCUCCUUGCGAGCGAGUUGGCCAGCCGGAGUCAAUGAGUGUCGGAGUCGGAGUCAAUUUUACGGGCUGUAGUUGUCCCACUUUUACCCACCUGAUCCCGCUGCACGCGUCGCCUGCUCCUCAACACUCACACAUCCCUCCAAAGCACACCGUCCCAAAGUGUUACACACUAUUUACACACGUCACACUCACUCGACACUAUCCGUGACGGUUUUUUCGACCCCUCUCAGACCAGUCGCUUCUAAAGGAAUCUCGUCGAUUGUCAUCAGAUCUGCGAUCGCUUUCAGCCGGUGCACCGUCCCCAGGGUAACUCAAUGUGGUGGGUAGGCAAGUCAUUCAUAUUUGUAACCGCACUAAGCACAAACACGUGUCCCAUUUCACAGUCGUGUAACAUCUUCAACCGUGCUAUUUAAGGCUCACUUCGCUGAUCUGUUCUUGCGAAUCUCAGCUGCCCAAUGUUCUGGCGGCUAUGUUGUCUGAUAUUAACCCGGCAAUCUCAGCUACUGUCAUGGCUUUGGGCGUCGGUCUUGAAGUCUGUCGGGUGGUUCAUAGAGUCGUUAUUUGGGCCGCAAAAACGCAUCGUAUCGAGUCACAGCGAUCGGUCGUUUCUCUGUUUAUUUUCGCUGUUUGUUACGUGUGACGCGGUCGCCUGUGUUUGUUUCGGUGUGGGCGCCAUGCGUUUGUUCGGUGGCCCGUUUCAGGCAGGAGUGUUGUUUUGUGUGACCCGAAGGGGCCGCUAGAGGUGGGAACGACAGUAGGUAGGCGACGAUCGGCGACCCCCGUCGUGUCGUGUGUUCGCGUGUGCUGUGCUCAUGGCGGGUCCGCCGUGCGACGCUGCUGCCACCCUGCGGCUGGACGCGGUACUAUUCUCAGAGAGCCCGUGUGGAGUGAGCCCCUGGGAGUGAGCUGUAUAAGAUGAGGAGUUUGAACGAACGUUCAGCGAGAUGCCCAGUCAUUAGAAACUACCACAGUCGACGAGUGAAUAGGUGAACGAAAUGGCGCACGAGGCUUGUUGAUGAUACCUGCUGCUUUCGUGCAAUGACUCAGAACUGACCUGAAGUGCGUGCGCUACUUGUGAUUAUUUUCAAGGAAUUGCAAAGUAUUUUGACUAGAUUGACUUGCGCUUGGCGGUAUUAGCAGUUUGCCCCUACGAGACGGCGGCUCUGUACUCGCUCAUGUUAUCAGGAGGGGGUGGUGCAGACUUGUAACGGUUUAUGUGCUGCAAUAAAACAAUAUUUUGCUUA